Molecule: messenger RNA, 2745 nt
Organism: Bursaphelenchus okinawaensis
Lineage: Eukaryota; Metazoa; Nematoda; Chromadorea; Rhabditida; Aphelenchoididae
Source: the annotation of a GenBank genome assembly
AUGUCUUCUACACGAUCUACUGAAACGUUAAAUGAUUCUUCAGUUCACAAGUCGCUUUUAAUUGGUCCACUCCAGAAUCUUGUGAACGAAGGCACCGAAGACGAGGCUACAGGACCGUUGAUUGGAGAUGAACAUCACAAGUUAUGGGUCAAUUUGGUAUACGAAAUGUUUUUGUAAGUCUUUUGAUAGUACGUUUCUAUGUAUACUGUCACUGUAAUACCGUUGAGUGUUGUAACUACUAUUAAAAAUUUUAAAGCUACUACUAUAACUUAUAGAUUCUACUGUAAUAUCAGUUUUAUUGGUAUAUUAUCUCAGAUACUGAAUACUAUUAGAUUGUUCAAAUAAUUCUGUGCCCUCUCUCAAAUAAAAUUUUUGGGAUUAAGAGCACAGAAUUAUUUGAACGACCUGAUCAUAUUACCUAAACUACGUAUUUUAGAACGACGAUGGAUUCACGAAAAUUAGAAAACCGUACGAUUUGUUUGCCUCAGGUGAUCGCUAGUCUGUACCUAGUUGGUGAGAUUGGUCCUACAAACUCGAAUUUCGCUGUCAGAGCAGUUUUGAAUCCUCAAGGCGCUGAAGUACCACGACAUAUCUAUGGCAACAUUCCUUUUUAUAUACGGUAAGGGUUACUUUAUACUAUGAUAUGUAUCUUACCCUACCCUACCCUCCCUAACCUACCCUUCCCUACCCUUCCAUAACAUUCACCUUAUAACAAAUGUUUAAUUUAUAUUGUUUCAGGGAAUGGGAGCAGCAUUUGUCAACGUAUGCAAAACCCAAUGGCUACUGGAGUGCCAGACGAGUACUAGUACACCGAGAGAACAGUAAAAGCUAUGGAGUCGUGACAUUCGUUUUGCUCAAAAAGUUAGGCGUUGAAUUGAAAUUGAGUUCGAAAGAAAACGAAAAAGAACUGAUACAUUGGCUGAGGAGGGACCUUAAGGUAUGUUAUUUAGGUUAAGUUGCAAUUUUCACAUACUUUUUGACCGAUUGAUUUAUAGAACAAUAAAUGUUAACUUUAAAAUUUUUUUUUAGUUUUUCGAUUAGAUUAUGACUAUUAGGUAGUUCAAUUAAUCCUGUGCCCCUCAAAGUAAAUUUUCAGAGUCAAGGACGCAGAAUUAUUGGAACAAUCUAAUCUAUUUAAAUGCCUAAAAAUGUGUGGUUCUAACAGUAAAACUUGAAAUUACAGCUGGUCGAUUCCAAUUUCCAACCAUUUAAGUUAUGGUUGGAUGAGGUUAACGAGCAGUCGGAACAGAACAGAAGAUGCCCAAUCAUUGCCUCUGCUUCACACUUCAGAUUCCAAAUACCCAGCUCGUUUUUAGAUGGAAACAAUGUUUAUACCACCAAGUUUCAGGUAAUUUUACCUGAUCCUACCCUACCCAACCAUAACUUACCCUACUUUAACCUAAUCUACUUUACCUUACUCUACCCUACCCUAGUCAUAGUUAAACAUCAUCUUUCUUUUAAAAUAGAUAUAAAUUAAUUUUCAGUUCAACGAAAAACGGACAGAGAACGUCCUCUCCUGCCUGAUCCAAGCCACGCCCCGUCGUACCAUCAAAUACAUAACUUUAGAUCAAUGCGAGCUAAUUGAAGUCCCAGUAGUCAGCGAACACCUCAAGGUGUACAUCAUCACAAAAUGGGACAAAUGCAUUAUCAAAACUGGUACAGAGUUAACAGCAAAGAUCCAGCUUCUGAGAACGGGCCAAAGCUUCAAAGAAUUGAGGAAGUUGUACUUGCCAAUGUUUGACGAAUCUCAAAACAACGUCUCGAAUGUGGCUGAGUUUUUUGUUAGGUGCAUACGUGAGUUGAGAUUAGAAAGCCCUUUCUUUUUUAAAAAAAUUUUAAUAUGAAAUUUUUAAAUUUACAAAUUUUUUGAAUUCGAAAUUUCAAACCCGUUAAAAAUAUCUUAUCACACCAACUAAACUUAUAAAUAAGGCCUUACUUUAGCUGAUACAGACAAGAGUUACCAAAAUAAUGGCUUCGGAGACCUUGCUUGUGAAGGAGCAGAAGCUUCGAGCUCAUUUACCAACAAACUCACAGCUAAUACCCAGCAUUUCGACUACCUUGAACUCAUGCACCUCCCUCAAGUUACGAGCUAUCAAGAGUAAGCUGAAUUUUUUUUCAUUUUUAACCAACUUAUUAGAGUUCGAACACUUCAGGCUAGCCUGCAAGGUCACUAUUCCCUUUUUUGGGUCAUGACCAAAAAUCCCAACGAUACCUACUACAAUAUCAGAAAUUGCUAUGAAAUCAUGUUAACUCCAAAAGCUGAUAUCUCAAACCAAUAUAAUUAGAUUCCCCAUGCUUUUCUACACUUUUCUGUAACAUAUGCAGCUAAUAUAAUGAGUUUCUUUAAAGUUAUGGUCAAAAAACCACCACCGAUACUUACUACAAUAUUAGGAAUAGCUAUGAAAUCACAUUAAAACAUAAAUAAGUUUAGAUAAUGUUUUAAAGAUUUAUACUUUCAGCAUCGCAACGGUGUCAGAAAAGAGCCAGAAUGAUCAACUAGUUAUCUCAAAUCCCUUUGCUAUCAUCGUAUGGGACACCAAGAAGAAUGUUCCGGUUUACCUGUCAAGAAUCGUCUUACCAAAUCUAUUAAAAGGAUUUGGCGACAAAGUUUCAAGUGCCGAGAAAAACGACGAAAAAGCACCCUCAAAAUGGCCAAAACUCAAAAACUGGUUCAAACCAAAAGCCAAAUCUGUAAAAACUAUGGAUGCUCAACAACGUCGGAGCGGCUCCACCGCGGAAUUAUAA